UCGGUCCUUGCUCGGUUCUGCAGUUGGCUAGCACUUCCUCGAGUUGUUACAUUUGAUCACUCCGUCCCCCGGUUACCGAUGUAACCAUCAGUUUCCACAUGUUCAGCUCGACCGGGGCUGCAACUCCGUUUCAAUUUCCGUCGCCUCUUACUGUCUGAAGCAUCCAUCGGACACCCGCACACCGGGGCCGCUGACCACAACCACACGGCCCAUGCUGGUCUGAUUGGACUGCUGCCUCUAUUGUUCCUCGCCCUGAACAUUCCAUUCUCGGGAGGUCAAGGUGGCUUUGAAGGCUUGGAUACAUCUGUGGUGCAGCGUCGGGGAUGGAAAGCGAGCACAAUCGAGGGACAGGGGCGAUGUGCGCUCUGAUGCGGCGACAAGGGGCCUUGGUCAUAGUCGCCCUCUGGAGAUACUUGGAGGGCCUCCAAAUUCGCAUCCCAGCCGCCCCGGCUGUUCCCAGGUUUGUCUUCAUCGCCAAUCCAUCUUGGCAAUGUGCGCAAUUUCAAAGUUUGCGAUCUGCUUCUAUGUCUCUGGCCAUGGAUUCGGCCACUCAACACGAGCGUUUGCCAUCAUCCAUGCACUCCUCGCACACGCCCCGACCUGCAUCGUGCAUGUGGCCACACCCGCUCCUCUCUUCAUCUUCCAGGAGCUGAUCCGCCAGUUCCCGGCCCGUUUCAUCCAUCGCCAAGCCUCCGAGUUUGACUUGUCGAUUGCCCAACGAGACCCCAUCACCGUUGAUGAAGAUGCGACCCUCGCCAGCCUGGCGAGCUUUUUAGAACCGACCCGCUUGGAGCAAGCGAUCCGGAACGAAGUUGCAUGGCUGCAGGCCAUCGGCCCGAGUGCCGUCUGCCUCGAUGCGCCGUUUGUUCCGCUGGCGGCAGCAAAGACUCUCGGGAUCCCCACGCUCGUCGUCUCCAACUUCACGUUCGAUGCCAUCUUCCUUGCGAUUGCUCGGAACGAGCCCGAGCGACAGCUGGCGGCACAAUGCCAGCGCAUGUACGAGCAGAUGGACCACUUUCUUCGGCUUCCGGGCUUUAUCGAUGCCCCUGCCCUCUCGUCGCCGCUGACUGCCCACAAGCCAAAAUUGAUCGACCUGCCUUUGGUCGUGCGCAUGUCCCGGACGCCCCGAGAGGCUAUCCGCGGGCAACUUGGCAUCUCCAAUGACGCAAAGGUCCUGUUGGUCACCUUUGGCGGCUUCGAGUUUGGCCACGGCUCAACCAAGGACGGCCAGCUGCCCAAAGGCUGGGUCGGCAUCGUCACAGCAUCGGGGUCGCCUGGAAGCCAUGCAGACCUUGCGGCCAGAUCGCUCGUUUCGAUCGACCCCAAGAGCUUCUGGGCCCCCGAUCUCAUCAAUGCUGCCGACGUGGUCCUGGGCAAGUGCGGGUAUGGAACCUGCUCCGAGGUGGUGGCUCACCACAGGCCCUUCGUAUACGUCCAUCGAACGGGCUUUGCCGAGGAAGAGGGUCUCAUCCACAGGCUCAUGAAGAAGCACGGAUGGGCCGUCGAGAUGCCGCAAGAGGACUUUUUCCAGGGACGAUGGGAGACGUAUGUGCGCCAGGCCGACGAAAUGCGCAAUGAGCAGCCUCCGUUGGCCAUUGACCACAGCGGCCACCGAACUGCAGCCAAGAUCAUUGAGCAUAUCGGCUCUGGUUGGCGCAAGAACUGAGGGGGCUCUGGAGCCGGGGCCCCCAAACGACAGAUCCACCGACAAAAUCGUGUCCCAUGCAAAUCGAUUGGAUAUGAGCUCCGCCCAAUAUACCGGUUGGCCACUGCGCCUGUCAUUUUCUGGAGAUCCAGGUGUA
Polychytrium aggregatum is the source of this 1802-nucleotide messenger RNA. RefSeq lists its product as uncharacterized. NCBI's taxonomy places the organism in Eukaryota, Fungi, Chytridiomycota, Chytridiomycetes, Polychytriales. The record is from RefSeq and is a predicted model, not a curated record. The transcript has 5 exons. The coding region runs from base 491 to 1666 and encodes 391 amino acids.